This is a messenger RNA of Protobothrops mucrosquamatus (brown spotted pit viper), 385 nucleotides long. RefSeq names its product venom factor-like. Bases 1 to 381 code for a protein of 126 amino acids. Gene Ontology annotation, molecular function: protein binding. Lineage: Eukaryota; Metazoa; Chordata; Lepidosauria; Squamata; Viperidae. The record is from RefSeq and is a predicted model, not a curated record. The transcript is spliced from 4 exons.
AUGUCCUACGGCUUCCUUGUCAUUGCUAUAAUCUACAAAACCAAACUGCUUCGCACAGAAGAAAAAGAUGGUAAUGAUAUCUAUGUGAUGGACAUUUUAGAAAUUAUUAAAAGAGGCACUGACCGAAAUCCACAAGCAAAGCCCCGCCAGUAUGUCAGUCAAAGGAAAUGCCAGGAGGCUCUGAAUCUGAAGGUGAACAAUGAUUAUCUGAUCUGGGGUCUCAGCAGAAAAAUGAAUAUAAUUUCCUACCUGAUUACAAAGAACACCUGGAUCGAGAGGUGGCCAAAUGAAGACGAAUGUCAGGAUGAAGAAUUCCAGAAUUUGUGCAAUGACUUUACUCAGUUGUCCAACACACUGACUAUUUUUGGCUUCCCUAAUUAAGGUA